Zingiber officinale is the source of this 2075-nucleotide messenger RNA. Its product is annotated as aldehyde dehydrogenase family 3 member H1-like. Gene Ontology annotation, molecular function: aldehyde dehydrogenase (NAD+) activity. Gene Ontology annotation, cellular component: cytoplasm. NCBI's taxonomy places the organism in Eukaryota, Viridiplantae, Streptophyta, Magnoliopsida, Zingiberales, Zingiberaceae. Gene Ontology annotation, biological process: aldehyde metabolic process. The record is from RefSeq and is a predicted model, not a curated record. The coding region runs from base 266 to 1882 and encodes 538 amino acids. The transcript has 13 exons.
CUAUAUCGGUAAAGAGAUUAUGGCGUCAUUAACCUAACUCCUCUAGAAGACUAGCCCCUUGCUCUCCCUCAACUUUUAUAGGAUUCUCAAAUUCAUGGAUGGUACAUGAAGACGAUGUCUUUUCCGCUACAAUUAGUUCAUAGGAAACUUAACCUCAUCAGUUAUAUCACUAUCAUCGUUGGCGAGUAGAGAUUACAAGAUUCAUGCCGAUCCACUUCAAUGAUCAUGAAUCCGAGAAGAAGAACAAGGACAUGGAGAUUGCAUUAUGUCUUCAUCGAUCUCACAGUUGUCAAAUUAUUACUGCAGUGUUGAAAUAAGGUUUACCAAACUCGGAGAAAAGGCAGGGAGACACACAGCGAGCGAAGGACGAAGUCCACGUUUGGUGUGCAUGAGACCGAGAAAUAUGGAGGGAGGUGAGAAGUUGCCGGCGGGAGGAGCCUUCGACGGCGCCUGGGCGGCCGAACUGAUCGCGGAGCUGAGGCGGGGCUUUGCCUCCGGGAGGACCCGGAGCUACGCGUGGAGGGCCGAGCAGCUGAAGGGCAUUGCCAGGAUGAUCGAGGAAAAAGAGGCGGAGAUCAUGACAGCCCUCCACGAUGACCUCGCCAAGCCCCAUUUGGAGUCCUUCCUUCAUGAGAUUUCAAUGGCAAAAGCAUCAUGUACAUUUGCCCUUAAAGAAAUGAAACAAUGGAUGAAACCGGAAAAGGUGCCAACAUCUAUUACAACUUUUCCAUCAUCAGCAGAAAUUAUUUCAGAGCCCUUGGGCAUCGUGCUAAUCAUUUCAUCUUGGAACUAUCCAUUCUUGCUGUCAAUUGACCCAGUAAUUGGAGCUAUAGCAGCAGGCAAUGCUGUUGCUUUGAAACCAUCAGAAGUUUCCCCAACUACAUCAUCAUUUUUUGCAAAGAUUUUACCAGCAUAUGUAGAUAAUUCUUGCAUAAAAGUCGUUGAGGGUUCCAUCCCUGAAACAACAGUACUUCUGGAGCAAAAGUGGAACAAAAUAUUCUACACAGGUAGCAGAAAUGUGGGACGCAUUGUGAUGGCUGCUGCUGCAAAGCAUCUUACACCAGUAACCUUGGAGCUUGGAGGGAAAUCUCCCGUCGUUGUGGAUUCAAAUGUCAACGUUAAAGUGGCAGCCAAGAGAAUUGCCGUAGGCAAGUGGGGAUCCAACAGUGGACAAGCUUGUAUUGCCCCUGACUAUAUUCUAACAACAAAAGCAUUCGCAAUAACACUGGUAGAAGCACUAAAGAUAACUUUGGAUAAAUUCUAUGGGAAGGAUCCACUGGAAUCAGGAGAUUUAUCUCGUCUUGUGAAUGUUAAGCAUUUCUCACGCUUGACAAAUCUCCUAAAUGACAAGAAAAUUUCUGGCACAAUCAUCUAUGGAGGCCAGCGUGACGAACAAGGCCUGAAGAUUGCUCCUACUCUCUUGUUAGAUGUUCCGCACGAUUCACUGAUAAUGGAUGAAGAAAUAUUUGGUCCUUUACUUCCAAUUAUCACAUUUGAUAAGAUAGAACAGUGCUUUGAUUUUAUCCAAUCAAAGGAAAAGCCUCUUGCAGCCUAUCUGUUCACUAAGGACAAGAAACUAGAAGAGAAAUUUGUGAAAACUGUGUCUGCAGGUGGCAUUCUCAUCAAUGAUACCGGCCUACAUUUUGCUAAUCCACAUUUGCCGUUCGGUGGUGUGGGUGAAAGUGGAAUGGGAGCUUACCAUGGGAAAUUUUCAUUCGACACGUUUAGUCACAGAAAGCCUGUACUAUCUCGCGGCUUCGCUGGUGAAGUCCGAGCUAGAUAUCCUCCAUAUACACAGCAGAAGCAGAAGAUUCUGAGGGGAUUGAUCAAUGGUAGCUUCAUUGCUCUUCUUCUGGCUUUGAUUGGAUUGCCAAGAGAUUAAGGAUUUGAUUGUGCCAAUGUAUCAUUUUGCUCCAACAUUUGAUAUUGAAAAAGUUAAAUACAUUUGAAUCCUGCAGUUCUUUCUUGUAGAUAAUUGGGUUCUCAGAACUGCUUGGAUUGAUCGAUUGAUGACUGAACUUAUGUGUGUGUUUUCUUCUUAAAAAUGUUAAUAAACUCAGUUUCCGGUUUCAUCA